AACUCCAGCAAUUUAUCAACAAAAAAGAAGAAGAAGAAAGAUGAGUUCAGGAGAGAUGUCCAUGGAUACAAUUAUGGAAGAUGAAGAUUCCUUUGUUUCUAAUACAAAUGCAAUCAUCUACGCUUCUUCUGAUAUUUCAGGCUGGACUCAGAGUUUGAUCUCAGAUAACAAUAUUCCCAAUUCGUCAUCUUCUACCAGUGUAGACGACCGCCAGCAGCAGAUAUCGACGGCUGGUGUUGGUGGUGAUUCGAUGAUUGUAUCAUCAGGUGCAUCUUCCAGCUGGUUUAAUAAUAAUAAGCAAAUUGAUGAUCAGCAAGAGAUUAGGAUAUUUAAUGUUGAUUUCAGAGCACUUUGCAACAACACUUGUGGUUUAUUGCCGGAUACUGGUCGGACAGUGAACGAAGAGACUAGUGUUAGGCUUGUCAAUACGUUGAUGGAUUGUGCCGAGGCGAUCCAAGAGAAUAACCUAAGUCUAGCGGAUGUACUAAUCAGUGACAUAAGAAGACUUGCAGUUUCACAAAUUAGCGGAGCAAUGAAGAAAGUGGCGACUUAUUUUACAGAUGCUUUGUAUCAUAAGAUUCACAGAUUAAUUCCACAAGAUAUUGUUGAAUCAUCCUAUUACACGGACCAACUCUUGCAUAUGAGCUUCUACGAGAGUUGCCCCUUGCUCAAAUUCGCUCACUUCUCAGCCAAUCAAUUCAUUUUGAACACCUUCGCUGAUUCCAAGAGAAUACAUGUAAUUGAUUUCAGCUUGAAUCAAGGUUUGCAAUGGCCGUCAUUUUUGCAGGCUCUCACUUUGCGUCCUAGUGGUCCACCAGUUUUUCGGCUCACAGGAAUUGGUGGCCACUCUCAGCCUGAUGAAACUACCGAUGCCUUACAAGCAGUUGGUAGGAAGCUUGUCCAAUUUGCAGAGUCAAUGGGUGUAGAAUUUGAGUUUCGUGGAUUAGUGGUCCAUACUUUAGCUGAUCUUGAAGCAUCAAUGUUGAAUAUUAGACCCAGUAACGUGGAAGCAGUGGCUGUUAACUCUGUUUUUGAGCUUCACCCUCUGCUUUCCACUCCAGGAGCAAUUGAGAAAGUGUUGCAUAUAAUAACACAAAUACAACCGAAGAUUGUGACCAUCGCCGAACAAGAAGCGAAUCACAAUAGGAGUGACUUUAUGAACAGGAUUACCGAAGCAUGGCUUUAUUAUUCAAUAAUGUUCGACAUGUUGGAGAACAAAGAGUCGACUCAGAUCAAGAGUUUAAACUUGAAGAUGGCGGAGCAGUACCUUGGGCGGGAGAUCUAUAACUUGGUGGCUUGCGAAGGGACUAAGCGAGUUGUGAGACACGAGACGUUUGGUCAAUGGCGAGUGAGGUUUAACUCUGCAGGGUUCAACCUGGUUCCCCUGGGUUCAAAUACGUAUGGACACGCAAACAUGUUAUUGGCCUUGUACACAAAUGGAAAGAGAUACAGAGUAGAAGAGAAAGAUGGGUGUCUUAUGUUGAGUUGGCAUAGUCGCUCGCUCAUCACCACAUCUGCUUGGUGCGGCUAUGACGCAAAGUCUAGGGAUUAGUCAAUGGGUGAGGUU
This is a messenger RNA of Solanum stenotomum, 1567 nucleotides long. RefSeq names its product DELLA protein GAI-like. Gene Ontology annotation, cellular component: nucleus. The record is from RefSeq and is a predicted model, not a curated record. Gene Ontology annotation, molecular function: DNA-binding transcription factor activity; sequence-specific DNA binding. Gene Ontology annotation, biological process: regulation of seed dormancy process; hyperosmotic salinity response; regulation of DNA-templated transcription. The transcript is spliced from 2 exons. Bases 41 to 1552 code for a protein of 503 amino acids. NCBI's taxonomy places the organism in Eukaryota, Viridiplantae, Streptophyta, Magnoliopsida, Solanales, Solanaceae.